CCAUUCUGGCGGGGGAGAUCCACAGUUUUCAUAUUGGUAGGAAUCAUGUCUGACGCCGGAAGUUGUGAUGGGGCCGCAGCCUCUGGGGAUGCAGUUGAUGACAACAUUCAUGGACAACCACAACAAGCUAAUGAAGAACAGGCACCUCCUGCUCCAACUUCUCGAAUUUCAGUCAGAAAGGCAGUAGAAGUAAUCCAGACAUUUGACGAAUACAAGCGGUGGCUCAUUACUGAAAUUGGGUUUGGUGGAAUGCUAAAGCUACCCUUGCUCCAGAAGCUUAAUCUUAAGUUUAGCGCCUGGACUAUGAGCAAGGUCUGCGUUGAGCGUCGAGCGAUUGUUCUGUCAGAAACGAAGAUACUAAAGUUUUUUGCGGAAGACAUCCACAAGGUUUUUGGCAUCCCAUGUGGACACUGGAGUGUUAAAGGGCGCGAUGGUUUCAUCAAGCCAGAAGCAGUAACAUUCAUAAAGAGGACGCUAGGGAUGGACAGGACGGGAGUGCAUAGCCUGCGUGCGGCCGAGGAAUUCCUUCUCCGUGACAUAUCCGAGGCUUCCAGCAAGAUGGAGAAGGAUUGCUUUCAGAUUGCAUUUGUCAUUUUUGUUAUGGGCCAUGUGCUGGCACCUAGAACAAAACAUGAUUAUGGCACCAUAGACUACUGGGGUGCGUUGGCAAAUACGGAGAACAUAUCACAAUUCAAUUGGUGUGAGUUUGUACUUGAGUUCUUGCUUGAGGCAGUCCGACGGCUUAAGAAUGAUAUGAUGGCCAACAAUAUGAACACCAAUCUGGUUGGUUGCCACUUGUUUUUACAGAUUUUCUUCCUUGACAAUGUCGACCUUGGAAUUUUCAACAAGAACCACAAUGUUCUUCCUCGCAUUAGUGACUUCGAUCAGACCAGCAUCAAGAACAUGAUAACAAUGGCGACUGACAUUGGGAAGGGCCCUACGUCCUACUCGAAAUGCAUGAUUCGUCAGGGUACUGAUCUAUGCUAUGCUCGUUGCAACAUUGCUGAUUACACUGAGAGAACUUCCAACCAGCCAGUUGAAGGCGGCAAUAUGGAGGAAGAUGUUUGCAAGUUCACGAACGACAGGAAAGAUUCAGCUCAUGUAUCUUCUUCAGCAGCCGGCAACCUAAUGGAUGUACAUACACCACUACCUAUGCUUGGACUAAUGGACUUUACAGAGCACAUGCGGAGCCGAUACCCAGUCUAGUAUGAUUCGCUGCUACGGUUGAUUCGAUUUUUUCAGUAUUUUCUGAGAUUUUCCCAUCAUUUGUAUCUGGUGGUAGUCAUGGCAUCUAUACUGAUUCUGCUGAUGUAUGUCGUUUUCUUUCUGUGCUGCAAGUUAGGGAUGAGUUGAGUUUUAUACUAAAGGAGCAGAAUGCCAAAUGCCAGCGUGAAAUCAACACCGCCCGCGCAAAUAUGCAGGCAGACAUGAUCAAAUUCGUGGACAAACUAAUGGCAUCAAUCAGCAAGAGGUGCAUCUGCUGUACCGCUAGAGGGUUUACUGACUGUCCGGCAAGAGCAGUAGAUACAUUUCCAGUUGAUACACUGAGGACUGCGAUUGGACAGAAAAUACCAGGAGUCAGGCUCGAUAUGUCUGCAUGCAAAGAUGGCAACUCUGGACCGAGUAUCCAUGGCGAUGACCAGUCAGGACGGCUCCAGAACAAGAGGACACGACAUGAUGAAGGAGCAGUCGCAACAAUGACAUCUCAGAUACUUCAGUUUGCAAGGCAUACACUGCAGGCUAUCAGCAAAAUGUUUAUUGACUUGCCGGAUGACGGCAGCACCACUGCAUUUGGACAGAAGGCAGAGGGACUUCCUGGAAGAAAAUAUGUAUUCAGAUCUGGAUUCCAGACAGACCCAUGGGUCAGGGGUCUGUCCCGCUACCACCGCAAACGUAUGUUUGCCAACAAUUAGAAGGGUUCUUUGCUACGUCACCGCCAGAAGAACUAUGCAGGAAUUUUCUUGUGCAUGAGAACCCGAGGUACUUACGAAUAACGGGUUCAGCGUUGAAAAGCCAGCUUAUUGAAGAUGAGCUAAUCGACCAUGAGGUGAUGUCAGUCAUUAUCAGAAGGUAUUGCCAGUCUGAUCAGGAAGCAGACAAACACUCCCCAUACUUAACGUGGAGACACCCAAUUGAACCGGAAUUUUCGACGAUUGGAUUUGACUGAAUGCAGAUAAUGGUACUAUCGGAUUAUGAUUACCUACAUCGGUGUCAAUCCAGAAAGCACUGUGUGCCGACGCACUCAAAUAUGACAUCACAUCAGCUCAGUUGUUCUUCACGCCGGUCCCAUGACCCAAAGGAUGGAUUGUAGUUUUCUGGGACAUGGUAACCCGCCUCAUGUUUGUUAUUGAUCCAAUGUACAGCAAGAGAAGCCAACCACUGACCACUCAGCAGAGAGACGAGAUUAUAGCUUGGAAGUUACAUGAUGCCUUGUUCAUUUGCUUAAAUGAGUAUUAUGCUGGCUGGCCCGUGAGGAAAGAUGGUUGGAAAGCCACCUUCCCCGCACUUGCUGAUAGCAUUUUCUCUCGUAAUGAAACUGGAGCUUGUGUCAUCCAUAUUGCCCUCCAUUUCGACGGGAAAAAGCUGAAGAUGCCCCUCACCAAGCACACAAUAUCGAAGGUGAAGUGGGAAACGCUGUACGAGUGCAUGAAGUUGCAGGGCAAUUUCUCACCCCAUGCACGUGAUGCUCUGUGGCGCCUUCUUGCACCAUCGGACAAUAUAUCUGAGGAAGAUUGACUCAGCAAACUCUACCGUCUCACAGGGGUCCAUGACCAACAAUGUCCUCUCCUCGACAUCCACGACAUAUAGUGAGUAGCUAUCCAUCAUUGGAACUGGUAGCAUGAGCUGCAUAUCUGAAGUAAUA
Molecule: messenger RNA, 2863 nt
Organism: Triticum urartu
Lineage: Eukaryota; Viridiplantae; Streptophyta; Magnoliopsida; Poales; Poaceae
Source: RefSeq, a predicted model, not a curated record